UGUACUGUACUGGAACCUGUCGGUGUUGACGGUACCUGUCCGUAAGUUAAGCAAAGAUACGCAUGUACAGAGAAAUGAGUUGAUGACAUGUCAUUAUUUUAGUAAUACCUUCUGCACGUUGAGUCCAAACGGCUCCGCAUCCGCUGUUAGCUGCUGUAGCUCGCUUUCCUCGUCAGGCUAUCAAUAUGACCUCAUGGAUUAUUCAGAUGAUGCUGAUGCUGCUAUCUGUCUUCACUGGCAGCAGCCAGGGGAAGAGGGACAAGGUGCUUUACUGUUCUGCAUGCAAGGCAAUUGUGGAUGAACUGAACUACUCAAUCAGUCAGGUGGACCCAAAGAAAACCAUCAACGUUGGCAGCUUUAGACUCAACCCUGAUGGAACCAUGAAAGACAAAAAGGUCCCAUUCGCUCGCUCAGAGACUCACCUCAGUGAGCUCCUUGACGGGGUGUGCAACAGCAUGAGUGACUAUGCCCUCUAUGUGGACCCCGACACCCAGCACAAGCAGUACAGGAGGUUUGCUCCCAGAAGCAGUGGGGCCACCGGUGUCCCCGACUUUAAAAACUUCCAGUUUGAUGGACCAGAAGCAUCCAACGACCUGAAAUUUGCAUGUGAAACGGUGGUGGAGGAGUUGGAGGAUGAAAUCAUCACCAUGUUGAGCCGGGACAGCCGGGAGAGCGUGCACAAGGAGUUAUGCAACAGAGUCUCAGGCUUCUGUGAGGACAGCCACACUGACAGGGAGUUAUAGCAUCAGAUCUUCAGUGGAUCGAGGUGGGACCAGCUUUGAUGCACACUUAUGGGGAAAAAAAGGACUUGAUAAAAAAAAUGUUUGACAAAUAAUUGAGAGUAUUUUAAAUAAAUAUAAACAACUGUUCAGAAACUA
Messenger RNA from Archocentrus centrarchus (flier cichlid), 878 nucleotides. RefSeq names its product canopy FGF signaling regulator 1 (gene cnpy1). The record is from RefSeq and is a predicted model, not a curated record. NCBI's taxonomy places the organism in Eukaryota, Metazoa, Chordata, Actinopteri, Cichliformes, Cichlidae. Gene Ontology annotation, cellular component: endoplasmic reticulum.